Molecule: messenger RNA, 954 nt
Organism: Pseudophryne corroboree (corroboree frog)
Lineage: Eukaryota; Metazoa; Chordata; Amphibia; Anura; Myobatrachidae
Product: retinol dehydrogenase 7-like
Exons: 5
Coding region: 1-954 (317 amino acids)
Biological process (GO): retinol metabolic process; steroid metabolic process
Cellular component (GO): intracellular membrane-bounded organelle
Molecular function (GO): all-trans-retinol dehydrogenase (NAD+) activity
Source: RefSeq, a predicted model, not a curated record
AUGUGGCUCCCUGUGCUGGCGCUGUUGGGUUUGAUAUUCCUGUACAGAUGGUACAGACAGAGUCAGAUACUGGAGAAUCUCUCAGAUAAAUAUGUCUUCAUUACCGGAUGUGACACUGGUUUUGGGAACCUGUUGGCGAAGCAGCUGGACAGACGUGGAAUGAGGGUUCUGGCUGCUUGUCUGACAGAGAAAGGAGCUGAGAACCUGAAGAAGGAGACCUCCAGCAGGCUGCAGACUGUAAUACUGGAUGUUACUGACAGCAAAAGUGUGAGCUCUGCUGCCAAGUGGGUUGCUACCAUUGUCAAAGAUAAAGGUCUUUGGGGACUGGUGAACAAUGCAGGUAUUGGAAUCCCUAGCUGCAACAAUGAAUGGCUGACUAAAGAUGAUUUCCUGAAGGUUUUGAAUGUAAAUCUGUUAGGGGUUAUUGAAGUGUCACUUAGUCUCCUGCCGCUGAUUCGGAAAGCGAGAGGACGGGUUAUUAAUGUAUCCAGUGUGGCUGGAAGAGUAGCCAUCUGCAGUGGAGGAUACUCUUUGGCCAAAUAUGGAGUAGAAUCAUUUUCGGACAGUCUACGGCGUGAAAUGCUAUCAUUUGGAGUGAAUGUGUGUAUAAUUGAACCUGGCUUUUAUAGUACACAAAUAACCAGCACAAAGUUACAAAAACAAAAUGUGAAACACUGCUGGGAGCAAGCCACAGAAGAAGUCCGGAAAAGCUAUGGCAUAGAUUUCUCCCCUGAUUAUCAAAGCUCUGUUGAUGCUCUGGGAUCUUUAUGCAGUACAAAGCAGACGCAAGUCACAGAUUGCAUGGAGCAUGCUCUGACUGCAGCUCAUCCAUGGACCCGUUACUCCGCAGGCUGGGAUGCCAAAUUCCUAUUGGUGCCUCUUUCCUAUUUUCCUACAGUUAUCACAGACUUUUUACUAUGCCUUAGCCAGCCUAAACCAGCCCAGGCAGUCUGA